AUGCAAGAGCAGCAAUUCGCAGCAAACGCUGAGCAGCUCCAAAAUGAUUUCACUGCACAGAACAGGAGAAUUCUGGCACUGAGAGAUGAGGAGCGUGACACUUUGGCGAGGCUCAGUAGCCUGCAACAUGCAGAAGUCGAACAAGUGCUGAGACUGGAGACUCUCCAGGCAGACGAACAACAUAGGCAAAGCGAAAUCGCAGAGCUGGAGCAGAGGCGCGCAAACCUUGGGGAGGAAAUUCGACUAGAUCUGCUUGCUACUAGUGAGAACGGACAAGCGGGCAUCGCUAGCCAGGAAAGGGGGAUGCCUGACCCCGAUGCAUCUUUGCGCCAGGAGGAGGCACCUCAGGUGGAACAGCUGGUGGCAGAGGAGGGAAGACUGCAAGCUCUGGUGGCUGACCUCACAUUGCAAGUCGGCCGACUCAAUGACGACAGGCAGCGCCAGGUUUCAUCUAUGGCAGCGGUGGAAACACAGCACAUAUCUGCAAUCGAGGGGCUCGUUGCUCAAGAGUCAGCACUGCGAAGCAAAAUUGAACAGCUGGAGGCGAUAUUGCAACAGCUCCAAGCUAGGCUUCAUGAGACGGCGGCGAGCGAGAAAGACGCUAGUGAGGGGGAGUGUUCUUCAGUGGACAGUGGUGUCCAGCCUCCGUCGCCGCCGGCGCUAGGCACCCACGUGGCCCAGAUAGCAAGGAGUGAUGACUGCGACGAAACUGAAGAGAGUAGAGCUGCAAGCGGGCAACAGACCGGGCUUGCUUUGGAGCACAUGGUGUGGGAAGCUUUGCACUCGGAUGAUGAGGUUUCAAAUGCAUCAAAUGCCACAGGGGAUGCAGGAGAUCGACGAUCAUCCACGGCAUCUGUGUCCGCUACCGAGCAGCUGAUGGAAACCUCGGAGGUGCAACAGGACAGCGAACAGGUAAGAUACUCGUUUCAUGGCAGCCAAGCCUGGCCUGACAAGUUGUAG
Beauveria bassiana ARSEF 2860 is the source of this 960-nucleotide messenger RNA. RefSeq lists its product as uncharacterized. The record is from RefSeq and is a predicted model, not a curated record. NCBI's taxonomy places the organism in Eukaryota, Fungi, Ascomycota, Sordariomycetes, Hypocreales, Cordycipitaceae. The transcript has a single exon. Bases 1 to 960 code for a protein of 319 amino acids.